AUGGCGGCUAUCUUCGAACAGCCUCGAAACGGAACUCUUUUCCUCGGCGGCCAGAAGAUCUCUGGCGCCGACAUUCGAGAUCAGAAUGUUCUCGCUACACAAGCCAUCGCGAAUGUCAUCAAGAGUUCCUUCGGCCCCAGCGGUCUCGACAAGAUGAUGGUGGACGACAUCGGCGAUGUGACUGUCACAAACGAUGGCGCUACUAUUCUUAGUUUAUUAGAUGUAGAACAUCCCGCCGGCAAGAUCCUGGUCGACCUCGCCCAACAACAAGAUAAAGAAGUCGGUGACGGAACGACAUCCGUCGUCCUGAUUGCCGCUGAGCUCCUCCGCCGUGGAAACGAUCUGAUGAAGAACCGCAUACACCCCACGACUAUCAUUACGGGUUACCGACUUGCUCUCCGAGAGGCUGUCAAAUACAUGAACGAGAACGUCGCCAUCAAGGUCGAGCACCUCGGCCGCGAGUCCCUCCUCAACAUCGCCAAAACAUCAAUGUCCAGCAAGAUCAUCGGUGCCGAUUCGGAUUUCUUCGCGAAUAUGGUUGUCGACGCUAUCCAGGCCGUCAAGUCAACGAACAACCGAAACGAGACCAAGUACCCCGUCAAGGCCGUCAACAUCCUCAAGGCCCACGGCAAGGGCUCUCUUGAGUCUAUCCUCGUCAAGGGAUAUGCUCUCAACUGCACCGUUGCCUCCCAGGCAAUGACCACAAGAAUAACUGAUGCCAAGAUUGCCGUUCUCGACAUGAACCUUCAGAAGGAGAGGAUGAAGCUCGGAGUCAACAUCACCGUCGAUGACCCUCAACAACUAGAACAGAUUCGUGCCCGGGAAUCGGGUAUGAUUCUUGAGCGAGUGGAGCUUAUCCUCAAGGCCGGCGCCAACGUCAUUCUCACAACCAAGGGUAUUGAUGACCUUGUCCUGAAGCUGUUUGUGGAACGCGGUGCGAUGGCGGUGCGACGAUGCAAGAAGGAGGAUCUUCGAAGAAUCGCGAGGGCAACCGGCGCCACCCUGCUAAGCACCCUCUCCGACCUGAACGGCGAUGAGAGGUUUGAGCCUUCCUAUCUUGGCUACGCUGAGGAGGUUGUGCAGGAGAGGAUCUCGGACGACGAGUGCAUCCUAGUCAAGGGAACCAAGGCCCACUCCUCCGCCUCUAUCAUCCUCCGAGGUCCCAACGACUACUCUCUCGACGAGAUGGAGAGGUCGGUACACGACUCUCUCUGCGCCGUCAAGAGGACGCUCGAGAGCGGUACCAUUGUUCCCGGCGGUGGCGCAGUUGAGACGGAGCUCCACAUCUACCUCGAAGAGUUCGCUAGCACGGUAGGCUCCCGAGAACAGCUCGCCAUCGCCGAGUUCGCCCAGUCCCUCCUUGUCAUCCCCAAGACCCUAGCCGUCAACGCCGCCAAGGACGCCUCGGACCUCGUCGCUCAGCUGAGGAACAGGCACGCGCGGGCCCAGAGGAUUCAGGAGGGCGAUGCCAACGAGGACGAGAAGUCUCUAGCGCGCAGGAAGGCCUAUAAGAACUACGGACUUGACCUCACCAAGGGCAGGGUGGUGGAUGAGGUCAAGGCUGGCGUCCUCGAGCCCAGCGUGAGCAAGAUCAAGCAGCUAAAGAGCGCGGUGGAGGCUUGUAUUAGCAUUAUGAGGAUUGAUACCCUUAUUACGUUGGAUCCGGAGGUAAAGGAGGAUAGGGACGAUCAUGAUCAUUAG
Molecule: messenger RNA, 1701 nt
Organism: Scedosporium apiospermum
Lineage: Eukaryota; Fungi; Ascomycota; Sordariomycetes; Microascales; Microascaceae
Product: T-complex protein 1 subunit alpha
Exons: 3
Coding region: 1-1701 (566 amino acids)
Biological process (GO): protein folding
Cellular component (GO): chaperonin-containing T-complex
Molecular function (GO): ATP-dependent protein folding chaperone; ATP binding; ATP hydrolysis activity
Source: RefSeq, a predicted model, not a curated record